AUCUCCUCCUAUUACUCCAUAUAACCCCUCUUAUUACAUCUCCCCCUAUUACUCCAUAUAAUUCCUCCCAUCAUUCCCUGUAUCUUCUCCUCUAUACAGCUCCUCCCAUUCCUCAUAUUACUCCAUGUGUUGUGGAUAGUAUAUUCUUAUAUGGGGAGUAUGUGGAGUUUUGAGGGUUAAUGAGCGGUGGGGGAGGGGCAGCUGGGAUGAAUGGAGGUCUGUGAGCAGGAGGAACAGUCAGGAGGCGGAAGGAAAGUGCUGGAGAGGAAGAGGAGAAGGAGAAGGACGUGGACUCAGAGACUGCGGCCAGCGGGACCUUAUAUGGGUUCUGGAUAUGGUGAUGGCGCAGGACAAGGGACGACCCCGUGAGCCCCCGGACUUGUGGUCCGAUAUGGAGGAAAAGCUGUGGAUCCUACAGGACAUGAACAUGUUAUACAUCCGGCAGAUCGCCCUCAGCCUGCAGGAUACAGACAUCCAGAAGCGUAUAGACCAUGAGGUGCGGAUACGGGAGGGAGCAGUGAAGCUUCUUGGAGCAUGUACUCAGAAAGAACAGGCCUUGGAGGCAGCUAAGAGUCUCCUGGUGUGUAAUAGUCGCAUCAUGACAUAUAUGUCUGAACUACAGCACCGCAAGGAGGAGCAGGUCCUACAGCACAGCGCACGCAGGCCCUCAGAUGGGGGAAGUGUGGAUGAACGUCUCCCCUGCAAAGGAAAACUGUCGAUCUCGGAUUUGCGGAUCCCACUUAUGUGGAAAGACAGUGAAUAUUUUAAGAAUAAAGGCGAGCUCCACCGGUGUGCAGUGUUCUGCGCUCUGCAGAUCCGAGGAGAGGUUUACGACACGGAGAUGGUCUUUGUAGAUCGAACCACCACCGACAUUUGCUUUGAGAAUGCCAUAGUCUUCUCCGACGUAGACCCUGGGUUUGAGCUCAGUUUACAGCUCUACAGCUGUGCCGUGGAUGAAGAUUUUUCACUCUCGGGGACACCACGAAGAUUAUCCACCAGACUCAGCACUUCGCUGGGGAGAUCUUCUGGGCGCAGAUUACGAGCUACCAUGGAUGGGGCCUGUAGUAAUGGUGGAGGAAGCCCCAUCCUGCUUCCACCCCCCAGUUUCCCGGGGCCUAAAUUUCAGUUGUUAGCACAUACCAAGCUGACCCUGUCACUUGUGCAGGAUGGCUUCAGGACUCACGACCUCACCAUCAGCAGCUCUGAUGAGAGCUCCUGUUGGCUGCCAUUGUAUGGAAGCGUGUGCUGCCGUCUUACUGCACAGCCGGACUGUAUGAACCACGACAUGAUGUCCGGAGUUCUGCACAUCCAGGCACGGGGACAGAAGAGCUGGCAGCGCAUGUUCUGUGUGUUACGUGGAUGCCGGCUGCUCUGUUAUGGAGGACAAUGUACUCCGGGGUCAGAUACCGAACCGAAACUGACUGUGUUUGUUAAUAAGGAGACUAGGAUCCGGUGUUCGGAUCGUGAUAGUCAGAGUCAGGUUAAUACCUUGACCAUUACCAAUCGAUAUGGCUGCGAAGAGGUGACUCACACAGCCAAAGCCGAGAACCGAGAAGAUUUGCGCCGCUGGAUGGAGGCCUUCUGGCAGCACUUUUAUGACAUGAGUCAGUGGAAGCAGUGCUGUGAUGACUUGAUGAAAAUAGAAACCCCCCCACCCAAGAGACCAGCAGCAGCCCUUUCCAAACAAGGCUCCCUCUAUCAUGAAAUGGCUAUUGAGGGCCUGGGCCCCAUUCCUGACCUUCUUUCCCAGAGAAUGAAGGAAUUUGAGCUCCAGAGGGGUCUUGAUCCACCACCUUGGACGUCGUUCUUCCACAGCCCUUCACCUGGGCGUCCUUCUUGUUCUUCCUCUUCUGAUUGUGACAGUCCUCCAGCCCAGACCUCCAAACACAGACCUCGAACACUUUCCCUGGAUGCUAAGCUAACAUCCCUGAAGAGCCGUGGCCUCAAAAUGGCUGAGGGUCCAUCUGGUCAUGGUCCUUCUGGUCAUGGAUCCUCUGAGAGUCCUGGUCCUGAGGCAAGAAACAGCAGUGGCAGCAGUGGCAGCAGCACACCUGACUCAGAAAGGGGAUGUAACACCCGCAAGAAUAUUAAGAGCCUGAAAACCAAACUGGACCCAAGGAACUGGCUCCAAAGCCAAGUGUGAGCUGUCCACUAACCGUUCUAACCGCAGAAGGAGACAAGAGGCCAGAGGCAACCAUAUGUGAUGCCAGCAUGGCUGCGGACUCUAUUACUGGAGGUGCGUUGGAGCUGCCCCUCCCCCUUGGUUGAGGCCAGUGUUUUAUUGCUUCUGACAUGUAAUACGCCUGAAUGAGAUUAACACGGGGCCUGCCCUUGUGACACCAAAGGAAAGAUCCUCAGGGCACUGCCCACAAUCACAACCAAUGAUGGUAACACAUGGGAGACAUGGCAGGAACCCUCAAAGAUAGAACAAGAGGGAAGGAGGUGCUGAGCCCUCCAUACAUGGCAGCCAUCACCAGAACAGGUGCAAUAUAGAGAUAUAACAGUAUAAACCGGGUCUUCAGAUUCUCAUACAUUUUCCCAUGGCAGGAAUACCACAGUUCUGCUAUGCCCUUCCCUACAAAUCACAGGGCAGCAUACUGCUAAUGCACUAAAGUACGGCAAUUAUUUAUAUACAGUAUGUUUACAAAUUCUUUACUGCACUGUAGGGGGCACAGACGUGAUAUGAGGCACAGAGUCAGCUCCUCCCACUGCAGGGUGACAGGAGGGAGGUAUGAGGCACGGGCAGCUUCUCCCAUUACAGAGAAGGAUUUUCUCAGGCCACAGCCUCUGGAUGCUGCUCAUGUGGUCACUGGGCCCGUCAUGGUGUUGGCACCAGCUUCUCUCAAUGAUGUACCAGGAUGAAAGCUUUAUGAUGAUAACAGCCUAACCAAAUAUCUACUAACAGAGUAUUAUUAUAUGUCAAUAAAUGGUUACUGCCGA
This is a messenger RNA of Hyla sarda, 2940 nucleotides long. RefSeq names its product rhotekin (gene RTKN). Bases 335 to 2143 code for a protein of 602 amino acids. The record is from RefSeq and is a predicted model, not a curated record. Gene Ontology annotation, cellular component: actomyosin contractile ring. The transcript has 13 exons. Gene Ontology annotation, biological process: septin ring organization; signal transduction; actomyosin contractile ring assembly. Lineage: Eukaryota; Metazoa; Chordata; Amphibia; Anura; Hylidae.